AUGUUCACAAUGCAGCCCGCCAGUGUGCUCCUGUCCGCUCUGCCAAGACAUCUCCAAAAACCGUAUUUGCGGAAUUCGAGGGUCGCCAACACAACCAUCAGCACUAUCGUGCCGCUCCCGUACUCUUCGUUGGACGUAGAAGCUGUAUGCCACUAUUUUGAUGAUUUCAGUCGAGUCUACGCACCCGCGAACACCCUGACGGCACGGGCAAAGACGCGCCGCGACACCCGAAACGCACCUACCGACAUUACCAGGCCUUCAAUAUUCGGUAUUGAGGAUGGUAACGACCUAUUUUUCCUUUAUAUCACCAGGGACUCUCUAGAUAAUGGAGGCCGACCAGAAGGCAGACUGCAGGUUCUUAGCCAGGCAUGGACUCUCUUUGUGCGCCUCAGAUUAAUUCUCGCGCCACGUCCAGGUAACCAUGCGUCGCCGAAAACCCCUUCCGGACCGGCCCGCUACAUGCAGCUAACCCUUGCGGUAUGGCCACAGCAGCGGCGGGCACAAUCGAAUGAUUACAGAAAGAGAUCGAGACGUGCUAUUAUGAGUCUCGAGGCUAUCUUGGAGUCUGGCAGCUCAAAAUUCACACGCCUGCGCCCUUGGAAUUCUGGGAGUAGGAUAUCGUCGUGCUACAGGGUUCAGCACCAUCUAGAUGAAGCCUCCACCACCACUCCAUUUCAUGGGAUGUCCGACCUGCGCACCUCUAAAGUCCUUAUAAUGUGUUCCCCGCAUCCCCGAUAUGGUGGAAAGGAUUAUAGAUCCAGAGGUAUGACGCAUCAAUCCUUAGGUCAGCCGACUGAGCACCAGGCAAAUGGAAUUAUCCAGCUAGGAAGCUUUCAGGCACCCCCGCAUUCCGAGAUCCCACCUCAAGAAAAGAACAGUAUCCAGUGUCGAUAUACGGGCGGCUACAAUGACUACAAAAGCAGGAAUAAGAUAAUUUGA
Molecule: messenger RNA, 939 nt
Organism: Lindgomyces ingoldianus
Lineage: Eukaryota; Fungi; Ascomycota; Dothideomycetes; Pleosporales; Lindgomycetaceae
Exons: 6
Coding region: 1-939 (312 amino acids)
Source: RefSeq, a predicted model, not a curated record